CCUCUGAGCUAAUUGGCAGUGAGAGUGACAAAGGUGGUCUGCUUCAAAAGAGAAACCCUGGUGAGAUGUUCACACUGGAAAGGAGGAGGAGGAAGAGGAGGAAGGGAGUUUGGGAGGUGGAGAAAGGGUGAGUGGAGGCGCCUUUAGAUUUGGAGUUUCCCAUAAGAUGUCCCAUCCUGAGCUGUGGUGGCCGGUCGUUUCGAGGGACAUGUGUGCUGUGCUGGUAGGGCUUUUUAAUGAGAAAAGUAGAACUGAAUGUGUUUGAAGCUGCAGUGGAACUUAACGCUGGGUGAGGAUGAGUGAGGUGAAGGUGGAGGAGAGCAUCAUGUCGUAUCUGUCACAGAGUGAGACUGACGCCGGCCCGAAAGACUUGAAUGUGGUGGCCAUUCUCCAUAACUUCUGGGAGCAGAAGCAGACGGGUCCGUUAAGUGGUUCCGCCAGUGGAUCAGAGGGUUCUGGUGGGAACGCAGCUGGUCAGGCAGAGAGUCUGCUGUUGUAUGAAUCUGCACCUUCCCCUGGUCCUCCAUAUGUCUGCUAUGUCACUCUUCCUGGAGGAAGUUGCUUUGGUAACUAUAAGGUGUGUGACACUCAAGCAGAGGCUCGGAGGGAUGCAGCUCGUGUUGCUCUGAUGAACUCGCUUGUGAACGAGUUGCCGUGUCGACGAAUCAGCCCUCAGUUCAUCACUCAGAGUCUGCAGCAGGCUGCCAGAGACAGUGCUGUCUGUUUAGAAGAUGCGUGUGAUUCGAGCACCAGCAUAGGAACCUACAGUUUGCUGCUCAACUCCUACAUAGGCAGGACCAUGCUGGAGUUCCAGGAGAUGAUGACAAUUUUCCAGUUGUUGCACUGGAACGGGACGUUGAAGGCUCUGAGGGAGCGGCAGUGCUCCCGACAGAGUGUGAUUGCCUACUACUCUCAGCGAGGCCUGGAUGAGUACAUGCGCAGCAGCAUGGCUCUGGAUUGGCUGGGACGGGAGCAGAGGUCACCGGGGAUACUUGGGAUGGAGCUGCAGGUGGCACAGAGGGAGCUGGUGUUGGCUCGUCGUCGAGGCAUAGAGCUACGCUUCAACAAAGAGAAGACAGAGAUCCUCAGCUUGGCUCUAAGCCAAGCAUACAUUCACCACACACCUGAAAUCUUCAAGGAGGUGCCGGCUCGCACAUACAAUCAAGAACAACUUCCUUUACACACUUUGUACAGCCAGGACACAGACGACGAGAUAACCCCAAAGUUCAGUCCUUCACCGACCCUCCAUAAAAACACAAUGCAAACAGACUUUUGUGGGUUUAAAUAACCUGGAACAGACUGAAUCGGAAGAGAGACGAUGGAUGAAGUUAUCAUGUGGAUCAAUGAAUCAAUGAGUCAAUAAAUGUUUCUUCUAGAUAUGUGAGAACAAAACUUAUCAACCAUUUUCAUCAUCUGUUUAAACAUUACCAAAAGUUCAAUAAUCUUGUCAAAUCUACAGCUAUUUUGUAUUAUUAACUGUGCAUUAUUAAUAUUUUCACAAUAUUAACACUCUAACAUCACAUUCAGUUUUAUGGCUAUAAAACUAAACUCUGUGUUUUUGCGUCUUUAAUCACAACUGGCACAACAUUCAAAUAAUUUUGACCAAAUAAUAGCAGAAUAGUUGCAUUAUUACAGUACAUUUUUAUUUGAUUUUUGCAAGAAUGGCGCUCUCCUUUGCUGUCCCACAUUUUAUGUAAGCUUAGUUGUGUUUUCUUGAAGUUUGUUAUAAUCCACAAUGUGCCCUCCAAUUGAAAAUCAAGAUUUUUGCCUUGUAAGUAUGUCCAUAGGAGUUUUGUUGUUGCUGUAGUUUUUCGAUUAGAAGACAUGUCAUGAGCAAACUAAGCAGUCCAUAACAUUUUCAACUCUGAUAUUGCAACUUGCCAUUGUGUAGUAUAAAGCAACUUUACAGUGUUUCAGUAGUGGAAGGUUAACUGGUGUGCUUGAGCUGUUGCAAAGAGUGAAAGUGUCAGAGACAGAGGCAGACCCUUUACUGCAGUUCUGCACGUUCAGACAGAGUUUUACAUCUGAGGAAUUUUAAGUGAGGGAAGGAUUAUUUUUCAUGGGGAAAAACCAUUGUAAACAUGUUAAUUUGAUGCCCAGAAUUGAGUUUUUAGAGGUUUAAUCAACGCCUAGUGAGGAUUUUCCAUCUUUUUAGUCAAAGUACUGUCUAACUUGCCAAAGGUUCAGUGUUUCUCCCUGUCUCAUGCCUUGCUCUCUAACAUGCCGUUUAUUGUGUCAGUUUUCUCAGUGGAAAUUACUUGCCAGAGUAAUACUAUUGACUGGAUGCUGUGAAACGGACUCUUUUGUGAGUGUAACACAAAUGUUUUAGAUAAUGUCAGAGAGCAGCUUUGUACAAAAUGCUUUCUAGCUUUAGUGUAUCAAGAGAAUUAGCUCAUCAUACAGUGUAGCUGGUCUGUUCAACUGCAGCUAUUAUUAUAAGAAUCAACACUUAGUAUGUUCUUUGUUAUAAAAUGCAUAGAGGUCAGGUGCAUUUGACUCUCGUUAAUUUGUUUAUAGAUGACGAGUGAAUGCAUUUUAAAGGGAAAAAUGUUGAGUUUAUCAUGUUAAUACACAUUUCAAAAUAAAUGUUCUUUUCUAUUA
Acanthochromis polyacanthus (spiny chromis) is the source of this 2601-nucleotide messenger RNA. Its product is annotated as protein limb expression 1. The transcript is spliced from 6 exons. The record is from RefSeq and is a predicted model, not a curated record. Gene Ontology annotation, cellular component: cytoplasm. Lineage: Eukaryota; Metazoa; Chordata; Actinopteri; Pomacentridae. The coding region runs from base 296 to 1288 and encodes 330 amino acids. Gene Ontology annotation, biological process: autophagosome maturation.